AUGGAACUCAACCGAGAACAUUUUCGCGCCAUAAUUUAUUACAACUUUCAGAGACAAUUAUCGCAACAAGAAUGCCAUGCUGAGUUACUGUCUGUUUUCGGCAACGAAGCGCCACAUCAGACGACAAUUUCCCGUUGGUAUAGAGAAUUCAAACGUGGACGGGUGAGUCUUAGCGACGAUUCCAGGGUGGGUGCAGCAAAAACGGCAGUCACCCAGGCAGACGUCAAUGCCAUUGAGGCGUCCUUGAAGAUCUCAAAGACCUCAAUUCAAAAAAUUUUACAUGAAGAAUUAGGAGUAAGAAAAUUAGUUCCUCAGCAGAAAGCAGCCAAGGUUAAUUGGUGGCAAAAAACGCUUGACCCAUUGUUAGUGGUAAUGAGUCGUGGAUUUACUGUGUUCCUAGGUGAAGAAAAGCCAACAAAAGUCAUCCCGGGUCAUAUUGCAACAAUUCCUCUUAAUGAGCAAAUAACUGUUACUGCGGAUUGGUAUACCACCAUUUGUUUGCCAAAAGUCAUCACCCAGCUUCGAAAAAUCAACCCCGAAAGAAGAAUGAUCCUCCACCAAGACAAUGCAAGCUCGCCCACAGUACAAAAAACAAGGCAGUCUCUAAGGGAAGAAAACGUGGAAUUAUUGGACCAUCCUCCAUAUAGUCCCGAUCUAAGUCCUAACGAUUUCUUUACUGUCCCGGAAAUUAAAAACAGACUGCGUGGUCAAAGGUUGUCACCAGAAGAAGCAGUUGACGCAUUCAAAAAUGCCGUUUUGGAUCUGCCAGCAAACGAGUGGAAUAAGUGCUUCGAAAAUUGGUUCAAGCGAAUGCAGAUGUGUAUUAAUCUUCGUGGAGAAUACUUCGAAAAACAAUAA
Molecule: messenger RNA, 858 nt
Organism: Acanthoscelides obtectus
Lineage: Eukaryota; Metazoa; Arthropoda; Insecta; Coleoptera; Chrysomelidae
Source: the annotation of a GenBank genome assembly